Rhagoletis pomonella (apple maggot) is the source of this 4076-nucleotide messenger RNA. RefSeq lists its product as uncharacterized. Gene Ontology annotation, biological process: proteolysis. Gene Ontology annotation, molecular function: aspartic-type endopeptidase activity. The record is from RefSeq and is a predicted model, not a curated record. NCBI's taxonomy places the organism in Eukaryota, Metazoa, Arthropoda, Insecta, Diptera, Tephritidae. The transcript is spliced from 4 exons. The annotation marks the transcript as partial.
AUGUUAAUCCUGGUUACGAUGGAUUCACUCCAGGUUACAGUUACAAAUUUGACAGGUGCGGUGAAUGCACUUAUGGACCGAUUAAAUGGUCUGGAAAGGCGUGCAUCGUGCUUGGACACACUCCAAAACAAAAUCGCUUUGUUAGAAGCUGCUACCCCGGAGCGAGUAGCGGAAGAAGUUCCAGUUCAACCCCGAGCUCCAGCAACUGAGGCGGAAUUAAGAGAUAUCUCGAGGCUUCCAGACUCCGUAAAGGAGCUACAGAUUUUUAAUGGUAAUCCAACGAUGUAUGUGUCGUGGGUGCACGCUGUCGAAAGCAUCCUUACGGAUUUCGAGCCAGUGAAGAAUAAGCCCAUCUAUCGGGCAAUCCUACAACACGUUCGCCAAAAGAUACGAGGGCCGGCCGAUACUGCCCUCAUAUCCUAUAGUAUUUUUGACACUGACUGGGCCGCCAUGAAGGAAUGUCUAUCACUCCAUUGUGUGGACAAACGUGAUAUCAGCACCUUGGAGUACCAACUCCACCAACUCUCCCAAAAGGAUUCACGGCUCGAUGACUUCUACGGAGCCGUGAACCACCACUUUGCCCUAAUAAUUAAUAAACUUAAAACUGAGAAAUAUUCUCAGGAGACAGUCCGAGUACUGAUAGACACGUACAGGAACCGCGCGCUGGAUGUUUUCAUCCGCGGAUUGAAUGGGGAUCUCUCGAAGAUGCUCCUGGUUCAGCGCCCAAAGACUCUACCCGAAGCAUAUUCAAGGUGCCUCGAAAUACAAAAUACAAACUUGAGAAAUUACACAGUGCAUAAUACGCGAUUCAAUAAUCGCAUUGUCGCACCGAUGAACACCAUGCCAGAACGCAUGCAUGGCCUAGAGGGCAACAAGGCACCUCCGCCACCACCAAGGACGACAUACCGUCCCCAAGAGCGACGAUAUCCCUUCGAAAAACGAGGUGGGUACACUGCUCCAAAACGAGAUCCUCCAACAACCUCUCAGCCACCCGUCGAGAAAAUGGACGUAGACCAAUCUACCCAGUCCCGUAAGGUAAACUACAUGAAUAGACCAAAUCCUUUUAAACGAGGUGCAAGGUCAGACAAUCUUCCGCGGAAACAGCAAAAGCUGUUCAACAUAGAAACAGAGGGCACGAACGACGAAGUGAAUAACUACCUACAGAAUGCACAAGAUGCACAGGAGGAGAAUUUUUUUAUCCGACGGCCAUCUAGCGUACCUUACAUAGAGUACGUACUCCCUGACGGCCGCAUCCUAGACUUUCUCAUCGACACUGGUGCCAAUAAAAAUUUCAUCAGCCGAACGAUCGUAAAGCAAGGUAAUGCGGUCGAAAACCCUUUCUCCGUAAGAUCAGCUGGCGGAAAUAUUCUCAUAAAAGAAAAAAUUAAUUUAAACCUGUUUAAAGACAUAAGUAGCGACUCCGAGACAACCUUCUUUGUGCUCCCAGGAUUGACGUCAUUUGAUGGGAUCAUAGGAGACGACACACUUAGGGAUAUAGGUGCUAUAGUUGAUAGGAAAUCGAACAUCCUGAAGGUAAACGAACACAAAAUUCCAUUGAAAGCUCGCAUAUCUACGCAAGUAAACUAUACGUUGUCUAAAGAUCUCCCUCCUGACACAGAAGGAAAAGUGCGUAACCUUAUUGAUAAAUUUAGCGAUCUUUUCUUACCCCUAAACGGGACGGAAUUAGUGGACACUUGCGUUCGAGCUGAAAUCAAGACAACGACCCCUGAACCUAUUUAUAGCAAAAGCUAUCCCUAUCCUUCUUGUAUGAGAGAAGAGGUCAACCGACAAGUUGACGAGUUGUUAGAAGAAGGAGUUAUCCGACCUUCCAAGAGCCCAUAUAACUCUCCUAUUUGGGUGGUUCCUAAAAAACCUAAGCCCGAUGGGGAGAAACAGUACCGAAUGGUAAUAGAUUACAAAAGGCUUAACGCUGUAACGAUCCCCGACACCUACCCUAUUCCGGAUAUAAACGCUACCUUGUGUAGUCUUGGCAACUCUCGCUACUUCACAACCAUUGAUUUGACUUCAGGGUUCCAUCAAAUCCCUAUGAAGGAAUCCGACAUACCAAAAACUGCUUUCUCAACGAUGAAUGGGAAGUAUGAGUUUUUGAGAUUGCCUUUCGGCCUUAAAAACGCACCGGCCAUUUUUCAACGCAUGAUCGACGACGUACUGAAACAAUAUAUCGGCAAAAUCUGCUACGUUUACAUAGACGAUAUCAUUGUGUUUGGUAAGGAUGUCGAUGAUCAUUUGAAGAAUGUCGAAAUGACUGAGGUUGAAUUUUUAGGGUACAUCAUCACCCCCGAAGGAGUUCGUCCUGAUCCAAAAAAGGUCGAGGCCAUGAACUCAAUCUUGCCACCACGCAAUUUGAAAGAUCUAAAAAGUUUUUUGGGAAUGACCUCCUACUAUCGGAAGUUCAUUCGGGACUAUGCAAAAAUAGCUAAGCCAUUAACAAACCUAACGCGUGGGCAAAAUGCACAAAUAAGGGCCAGCGCAUCAAGGAAGGUAGCAAUACAACUUGACAGUGCCGCCUUGCAGGCCUUUACUGACCUGAAACGUGUGCUAACCUCUGCCGAUGUUCUGUCAUUUCCUGAUUUCGGCAAGCCUUUUAACCUGACCACUGACGCAUCGAACUACGCAAUUGGUGCAGUUCUAUCACAGGGGGAUAUGGGUACGGACAAACCAAUUGCAUAUGUUUCUCGUUCCCUAAACAGGACUGAGGAAAACUACGCCACCAAUGAAAAGGAGAUGUUAGCUAUUGUAUGGGCAUUAGAUAAUUUGAGAUCAUAUUUGUACGGUUGCAAAAAGAUAAGGAUAUAUACUGAUCACCAACCUUUAACCUUCUCCUUGAGCUGCCGCAAUUAUAAUGCAAAAUUAAAAAGGUGGAAGGCACGAAUCGAGGAGUAUAACUGCGAAAUAAUUUAUAAGCCAGGGAAGGCUAACGUAGUUGCCGAUGCUCUUUCACGUCUGAAGACCGAAGUUAACGCUUUAACGGAUUCUGUGGUGGCUGAACCGUCAGGAAGCGAAAUUGGAAACAAUGAUGAGGAUGCUGCAUCGGAGGCAACGAUUCACUCCGCUGAACAAGAUAAUUCCGAUCUGAUACCGCAUGUAGAGGUACCCAUAAACGUCUUUAGGAAUCAGCUGAUAUUUAGGGUGGGUCAAGAAUCUCGAUGCCAUGAGCAACCGCAUCAUGGUUACCGCAGAUAUUUUAUUUCUUUACCAAACAUCGAUAGGUCGAACCUCAUUCCAAUUCUUAAAGAAUGCCUUAACCCUAAUGUCAUAAAUGGCAUAAAAAUCCCUGAGGAAUUUAUCCAACUGUUGCAAAACGUGUAUACGGAUAACUUCCACAGCAUCUGCCUCUGCGCAACCGCGCACUCUUAUGAGAUAUUUAAAAUAGACUCACCACUGGCUUCUAUACGAGAUGGGUACGGUUGGAUCAUCGAUGGGCACUUUAAGCUCAUUCACAUAAUUGAUCUGGAGCGCUAUGACUUGGCAACGGCUCAACUGGAGCGUUCAUUAAGCAACCUCAAUGAAACAACAACAACAACAACAGAGGUACUACUGUUCCAACUUAACAGAAUUCACAUGCACUUAAACGAGCUAAGAGGGCACAAACUUGCGAGAUCAAAGCGAUCCAUUAAUUGGAUAGGGUCUGCCUGGAAGUGGGUAGCCGGUUCACCAGAUGCCACUGACUGGGAUAAGGUCCUCAGCAACGAGAACUCCCUUAAUCAAAAUAAUAACAGACAAUACAAGGUAAACAAUGCAAUUUUCAAGAAAACUAGCGAAUUAUUGCAGAAGCUAAACACCAUUGUGACGAUCACAAAUGACGUCGUUGAGCGGAGAAUCAGGGAAAGGCUCGAACAGGAUGUCCAAAACAAAAUAACCAUUCUGAAAGAAGACGUAAACGAGCUGAUACGCGCCUGCCAAAUGGCCAAGGCUGGCAUCGUCAACAGCAACCUGCUAAGCAAGGAAGAAGUUAACCAGCUUGUUGGCGAGAUCGACAUCCUUCCAUACAGUAAUGCCAUCGAAGCGAUCGAGUAUAGUACACCCUCGAUCUACACUAACAACACGCUAUUGCU